AUGCAAAACGGGACCAGACUCAACCUGAUAAAGCCCGAGGCUGAGACGACUCUGAGGGCUCCAGGGCGAGCAACGCGGGGGCGGCCUUCAUCGCGGGCCUUCGCCAGCCCCCCCCCCCCGCCCCGGACGGGCCUCAGUCUCCCGGCCUCUGAAAUGGGAGCGGCAGCGCGGGGACGGCCCCCUGGGAAGCGCCUGCAGCCGCCCAGGCAGCCCGAGUCCUCCUCCCGGGCAGGGGCAGGGGCAGGGGCGCCCCUGGCCGCCGGACCCCGCGCAGCGCCCCCUCCGGGCCCAGAACGGCCCUCGGCGCUGCCCUGCGCUUCGGCUGCCGCCCCCCCCCCCCGCGCCCCUUCCCCGAUCUCACCCCCGCCGUCCCCGGCCGCCCGGCCCUUUGGGCGGGAGAUGCUGGCGGGGCCCCGGCGGGCAGGAGGCCCCGGGGCCGCGCCGAGGGGAGCCGCGCCGAGCCCGGGAAGGGCGCCUCGGAACCGGGAGGGCCGGCGCGGAGCCCGGCCGGGAGCGGGGGAGCGCGCCGAUGCUGUAGGACCGCCCGGCCGCGCCUUUGUGCCGCGCGACCCCCGCCGCAGACACGCCCCGGGCGGGCGCACAAAGGGAGGCCGCCGGCCGCGCGCGAGCGGAGGAGGGACGCGGUGCCCGCCCGGCCCGGCCCGGCCCGCUCACCUCUCCGGCGCGCCUCGCCUCGCCUCGCCUCCCGCCCGGCGGCUGCAGCCCGGCACUGCGGAGGGGCUGCGCAAUGCCAGCGCCGCGGCCGUGACGUCGAGGCGCGGGAGCGGGGCCGGCCGGGCCUGGGCGGAGCGCCGUGCCGUGCCGUGCCGGGGAGGGGGCCGCCGAGGCCCGCAGCGGCGGCCUGGCGCGCGUCGCCCGGGCGCGGGAGCGGGCGAGGCCGGCCUACUUUUCACGCGCCCGCGGCGCUCGGCGGGAACAGCCCGGAGGGGGGGGGAGCGGCCGCCCCUCCGCAGAGCCGCGCUGGGCCUCCCCGGCCGAGGAAGCCGCCCCGAAGCGGCCCGAGUCUCCUGCGCCCGCCCCGCUCAGCCGCGGCUCGCCAGCCCCGGCAGGGAAGCCCGCGCGUCCCACCUUGCGGGGCAGUUGUGGCGGGGAGGGGGGAGCGGCGGCAUCCCGGCCGGGGCUCUUCCCAGCCGGAGCCGGGCUUCCCCCUGGGCCUUUCUGGACCUCCAGGGAAGCAGCCGCAAGAAGAGGGGCUGCCCCAGCCCAGCCCAGCCCAGCCCAGCGCGCUGCCUCCGCUCCCCGGGCUGGGGCAGCCUUACGGCGCCCUUGCGAGGAAGGCGAGCAGCUCCAGGACGGCCGGGCGGCGGCCUCGAGCCCUCGCCUGCUCCCGGGCAAGGCAGCCGGCCGGGCCGACUCUUCCCAGCCGUCAAACGGGGCUGCGGGCCCGGCAGGCGCUCGGCACAGGCUCAGACGCUGUCUGAUCCGCCGGCUGCGCCAGGCGCCUUCCGAGCGCAAGAGCUCGCCUCGGAGGGGCCCGGGGGCGCUCGGGCAGGGCGAGGGGUAGACUGCCUCGGGACGCGGAGGCUCCACCGCGCCCGGCCCUUCUCCGUGCGGUCCCGCCCAUCCGGGGUUUGCCGGCCUCCUCCGGCUUCGCCGCCGCGCUGCCUCCGGGGGCUGGUGGGGGUCGGCCGGCUGGCCGGCGUUGGGGGACGCGCGCCUCCCUCCCCGGCGGGCGCCUCACCUGCCGUCUCGCCCGGGGCGCUCCUCUGGCGCGCCGCCUCUCGUGCGUCCCCGGGGGCGCGGCGCGGCGCUCCGUGCUUCUCCUCCUCCCGGAGGCGGCCCCGCGAGGCUGGCGAGGAGGCCGCGGAGAGGCCCGGGCCCGCGGCUGCCGUGCUCCGCCUCCCCGCGCCAGAAGCCGAGCCACCGUCGCCAGGCCCGGCCUCCAGCGGGAAGCGAAGCGAAGGGCGGGGCGCCGCGGCGGGGCGCGCCCUCCUCGGGUAUGCCGGCGAUGCGCGGGGCGCCGCGAUGCCCAGCCAGACGCCCCCGAGCGCGGCUCACAGGCGCCGCCCGCCGCCGCCGCCGCCCGGCCGCCAGGGGGACUCCCCGGCUUCGGCCGCGCGCGCGCCCCGGCCGCCCCGGCGGGCGUCCUCCCUGCCGCCGGUCGCCGCUAACCCUCCGCCCGCGCCCCGGCAAAGAGGCGCCCGAGCGCGGAGGCCGGCGGGUCGUCGGCGGGAGCGCUGCGCCGGGCCUGGAGGCGCGAGGGUCGGCGGCUGGCCCGGCGCGCACUGCCUUCGCGGCGGCCUGAGCGGGCCUCCUGGCGCUCCGGGCCGGCUGUGCUCCCCGCAGCCCUGGGCGGUCGCCUCGGGGCCCCGGCGCAGAGGGCGGCCGGCUGCCUGGAUGGGCGCAGAAGCGCUUGCUGGGCGGCAGGCUCGCCUCACGGGCCCGGCAGGGCGCAGCAAGCCCAGGGGGAAGAGCCCCCUGACGGCCCCCUCCCCAGAGGCCGCCCGGCCGCGGCUCUUGCCCGAGAGCCCGGCAGCGCCCCGAGGGGCCUGGGCAGGGGCUUGCGCGCUCUCUCACUUGCUCCCUGCGCUUCCCCGGCAGGGCAGGGUGGGCAGGGCAGGGCAGAGCAGAGCCCAGCGGGGCUCCUGA
Messenger RNA from Eublepharis macularius, 2610 nucleotides. RefSeq names its product collagen alpha-1(I) chain-like. The transcript has 2 exons. Bases 1 to 2610 code for a protein of 869 amino acids. Lineage: Eukaryota; Metazoa; Chordata; Lepidosauria; Squamata; Eublepharidae. The record is from RefSeq and is a predicted model, not a curated record.